Molecule: messenger RNA, 3176 nt
Organism: Danio rerio (zebrafish)
Lineage: Eukaryota; Metazoa; Chordata; Actinopteri; Cypriniformes; Danionidae
Gene: yrk
Product: Yes-related kinase
Biological process (GO): tissue development; animal gross anatomical part developmental process
Cellular component (GO): cytoplasm
Molecular function (GO): protein tyrosine kinase activity; ATP binding; kinase activity
Source: RefSeq, marked validated
AGGAUGAUGGUGUGUAUGGAAAGCUGAUCUGAGGAUCUGCUCUGUUUCCAGGGUGAUGAGCUUUGUGCUUUGAGAACAUCAGAUAUUAUGGGCUGUGCUUGCUGUAAGCAGAGGAAGGCCAGUAAAGCUGUGUCGAACCAAAACUCCUGCGACGCAUUCAAUGGGACGCAGGCGUCAGAACCGUCCCGCUACAUCCCCGAUCCCACAUUUAACUCAGGAAUCCCAAACUUCAAUGAUUUCUCAAACCCACUUACUCCUCCAACGUCCAUCAUCAACCCGGCACGUCCUCCUGGACUCACAGGAGGUGGCGUGACCCUCUUUAUAGCCCUCUAUGAAUAUGAUGCUCGUACUGAAGAUGAUCUGAGCUUCCAGAAAGGAGAAAAGUUUCAUAUUAUCAACAACACCGAGGGCGACUGGUGGGAGGCUCGAUCUCUAGACACUGGCAAAUCUGGAUAUAUUCCCAGUAACUAUGUGGCUCCUGUGGACUCCAUACAGGCUGAGGAGUGGUAUUUUGGGAAGAUGGGCCGGAAAGAUGCUGAACGACAGCUGCUGGCGCAAAACAAUCCCAGAGGGACAUUUUUAAUACGCGAGAGCGAGACAACUAAAGGAGCUUAUUCUUUGUCCAUCAGAGACUGGGACGAUGCGAAAGGCGAUCACGUCAAGCAUUACAAGAUCAGGAAGCUGGACAACGGUGGAUAUUACAUCACAACCAGGACUCAGUUUGAUACAGUCCAGCAGCUGGUGGAGCAUUACACAGGAAGUAAUGAUGGUUUAUGUUGCUACUUGACUAAAGCCUGUCCCAAUACCACACCACAAACAAUGGGCUUAGGCCGGGACGCCUGGGAGAUCGCCCGCGACACGCUCAAGCUCAACCGGAAGUUGGGUCAGGGCUGUUUCGGAGACGUCUGGAUGGGCAUGUGGAACGGCACCACUAAAGUGGCUGUGAAAACGCUGAAGCCUGGCACCAUGUCUCCUGAAGCCUUCCUGGAUGAGGCGCAGAUCAUGAAGAGGCUCCGUCAUGAUAAACUGGUUCAGCUUUAUGCUGUGGUGUCCGAGGAGCCUAUCUACAUCAUCACCGAGUUCAUGAGUCAAGGAAGCUUAUUGGACUUUUUGAAAGAUGGUGAUGGCAGAAAUUUAAAAUUGCCUCAACUUGUGGACAUGGCAGCACAGAUCGCUGCCGGCAUGGCCUACAUCGAGCGGAUGAACUACAUCCACCGAGACCUGCGAGCUGCCAAUAUCCUGGUCGGAGACGGUCUGGUCUGUAAGAUUGCAGAUUUCGGUCUGGCUAGACUGAUCGAGGACAACGAGUACACAGCUAGACAAGGAGCGAAGUUUCCCAUUAAGUGGACUGCACCGGAGGCGGCUCUCUAUGGUAAAUUCACCAUCAAAUCAGACGUAUGGUCUUUCGGCAUCCUGUUGACGGAGCUGAUUACCAAGGGCAGAGUGCCAUAUCCAGGAAUGAACAACCGAGAGGUGCUGGAGCAGGUGGAGCGCGGAUACCGUAUGCCGUGUCCGCAGGGCUCGCCGGCAUCUCUGCACGAGCUCAUGCUUCAGUGCUGGAGGAAAGACCCCGAUGAGAGGCACACAUUCGAGUAUCUGCAGAGCUUCCUGGAGGAUUACUUCACCGCCACCGAGCCCCAGUACCAGCCCGGAGAGAACCUGUGAUAGACACACUUAUGUCCAUUAGUUCAAUAUAUCCUUCAGGAAAGACGCCGUCGCCUUUACUUUCUAGCACAGUACCUCCAUAAACUGAUUUUUGAUCCACAGCUUCUCAAUCACAAGCUUCAGUGCAACCGCUCAUCUUGUGCUUUGGUUUGAGACUUACUUGCAAGCUUAGGUCACUUUUGAGAAGUAAAACAGUCUAAGACGUCGAUUUAUUUAACUUGAGCACAUUAAUAUGCCUGUCUGCUGAUUAAAGGGAUAGUUUGCUCAAAAAAUGGCUGAUCAUUUACUCACACUUUCAUGUUUCUAUCUUCAGAAGAAUGCUGAAACCUGGGUAACCAUUGACUUCCAUAGUAGGAAAAAACAAUUACUUUUGGUUUUAAACAUUAAACAUUAAGACACUGAAUAUUUUGAAGUGAAGUGAGUUAAUGAUGACUGAAUUUUCAGUUUUGGGUGAACUAAAAUUAUUUAAAGAUGCGUUUAGGUGUUUCGUUUUCACUGUUUGACCACUUUCAUGAUUUUUUUUCAAAAGCAUGAUCUUUAGCCAGGUGCAUUGAUGGACGUGUUUAGGUUUAUUUACAACUAAUAUUGCUAAAAAAAAACAAUAAGACAAUGGAAAACUAUCCAUUUAGCCAGAAAACUACACCGACCCCUCUGGAUUUGUGUUAGAAUUAAAUCAUGAUUUUUUUUUCUUCUUAAGAUUUCAGACACCAACAUGUGUGAAUGGAUGUUUUUUUUUUGUGGCCAUUUGAAUGAAAAACAAUCAGAUCUAAUGCAUUUUCAGCUAUUUCUGGAAGCUCAACUAGUUUGUGUUUGGAGUCAUCAGUUACAGAUAUUAACUUAAAUGCAUCCUAAUGCUGUGUAAACAGGGUCUGAGAUUUUUCAUAGAACUGCCUGUUAUCUGUGGUUUGUUUAGUGCUGAAUGUGCCGUGCAGGUCUGUUCUCCAUUAAUGAAAAAAGCUCAAGAACGAGAGCACUCGAGGUUAUGCGACUCAGAAUGUGCAUUUUUAAACAACAAUUUAGCAUUUCUGUUUUUGUUUGUUUGUUAUUGUCUGAUUAAAAAAAUCAACAUUGAAUGCAACGCUGAAGCCAAAAAUUCACUUGAAAUUUCAGAAGAGGUGUGUUUGCAUGUCAAGACACUUCAAGAUGCGUUUGUUUCUUUAAGCCAGUCAUGUCAUAGCUUUAUAACCUUUCUUUGUUUAAUUGUGAACCUAACAGUCUUAUAUUAUCUUACUAGAAAGCAGUUCUGUCAUAUAAUAAGGAGACUUGAUGUCAGCAAACAAAAAAGACUUUCUUCAGAGCUGUCCUUUGAAAUGAAACAUUGCUGCAAUGCAUCCUGUAUUUUUACACUGUAUUUUACAUUUUAUGUCAUAUCUCAAUAAUUUAAGUACCUAUCAAAUCUGUGCCUUAAUUGGGGGGUUACAGUGAAAACUAUAGCCCUGAACUGGGGAAUGUGUAUUACAGUUAUGCAAUGUGUUUGUGCCAAUCUAUUACACUGAGCUUACUGAACUGAA